AUGACUGCCGAUACCCUCCUCACGCCACAUGGCGACUACACAGCACCGGCUUCGCCAACAAUGAACGGCAACCUCAAAGCCAAGGGUAUCGUCGUCUUUUCCGGCGGCAGCGCUGCAAAUAACUUGGUCGACGUGUUCAAAACGGUGCGGGAGGACAAGAAGUGCCCGCUUAGUUAUGUCAUCCCUAUCAGCGAUAACGGUGGAAGCUCGUCGGAACUGAUCCGUGUCUUUGGUGGCCCAGGUAUUGGCGAUGUACGAAGCCGUCUCGUCCGUCUUAUCCCAGAUGAUCCAGAUCACGACGAUAGCGAAAAGGCAGCUAUCAAAACGUUCUUCAACCAUAGGCUGCCUAAGGAACGAUCUUUAGCCCGGGAAGAGUGGCUGCAGAUUGUGGAGGCCGAGCACGCACUGUGGACCAAUAUUUCUACUGCGAAGAAAGAACUAGUACGGUCCAUGUUGAAUGUUGUCGCGUUCGAGAUCGUAAAGCGACGGCGGCCUUCCUCCAGUUUCGACUUUUCUGGCGCAAGUAUUGGAAAUCUAUUUCUGACUGGUGCUCGACUCUUUACCGGAUCAUUUGAAUCCGCAAUUUAUCUGCUCUCUAGCAUCUGCUCAGUACCUAGCCACACGUCUGUCCUCCCCGCAAUCAACACCAACUUCACGCAUCACAUUUCUGUUGGCCUAGCAAAUGGAGAAGUAAUCACCGGUCAAAACUCUAUAUCACAUCCUUCCAUCUCGACAGCCCUGGUCUUCGGUGGCGCACCUACAGAAAUUGACGAAACAGAGCACCACGACAGCAUCGAAGACGCCAACCUACCCGGAUCUCUGCCCACACUUCGGAAACAGUACAUCACCUUCUCGAAAGCCGACGAAGAAGAACUUCCCGCGAGGAUUGAGCGGCUAUGGUACAUCAAUCCAUAUGGCCAAGAAAUCCGUCUCUCUGCCAACCCCAUGGUGCUGAACUCAUUAGCGGAGGCGCAGGCCGUUGUAUACAGCAUCGGCUCACUCUACACAUCCAUUAUCCCCUCUCUCAUCCUCAAAGGAGUCGGCGAAGCCAUCAGCAACUCUAUCCGCUACAAAAUUCUCAUCCUCAACUCGACCAUUGAUCGCGAAACAGGGCCAUGUUCGAAUCCAUACACAGCGCUGGACUUUGUAGCAGCCAUCGCCAAGGCAGGUGAGGAAUCAAAAGGCGUGUUUGAGCCACUUGACAAGGCAAAGUACAAGAAUUACGUCACGCAUGUUAUUCAUUUGCAGGGGCCGGGGACGCCGGCUGUUGACAAAGAUGAACUUAGGAGGAUUGGUAUCGAGGCUAUUCGCGUGUAUGGGAGGAGAAACGAGGGCGAGGGGUUCGUUAGGUACGAUGAAAGAGGCUUGAUUCAGGCGCUUGAGGUUACGAUGGGGAAGAGGGACCCGAGGGUGCCUAGUCGACGGAAUACAUUGGAAGGACCGGCGGGGUGA
This is a messenger RNA of Bipolaris victoriae FI3, 1452 nucleotides long. RefSeq lists its product as hypothetical. Lineage: Eukaryota; Fungi; Ascomycota; Dothideomycetes; Pleosporales; Pleosporaceae. The transcript is spliced from 4 exons. Gene Ontology annotation, molecular function: LPPG:FO 2-phospho-L-lactate transferase activity. The record is from RefSeq and is a predicted model, not a curated record. The coding region runs from base 1 to 1452 and encodes 483 amino acids.